AUGGCCAUGAUAGCCAAUUUGCCUACUAUUGAGAGGAUUUUAGUGACUGGCGAUCAGUACCAGCUGCCCUCUUAUUCAAGCGCGGUCCCGGGUAAGAUCAUAUCUUUGCGGCACGAAGGUGCAAUCGAGAAGCUCAUCGGUAACUCAGUCUUCAGGUGUGUAUCUUUAAAUAAAAAUUUCAGGAGUCAUCCAAUUUUGGUCGAGGCAUUAUCGGUAGCCUCGUAUAACGGACAGUUAGUCCCGGAAAGAACUUCAGAAAAACGCCACCAGUGGAGAGUGUUAGGCUUUCCGACCCCGACUGACAGUCUCCCUGUUCUUACGCUGCAAACGACCGGAUGGAAACAACUCACCCUGGAGAGGAGUUGGUCGAAUGACCUGCAUAACGAAGCAACCUUAAGAUUAAGAAGAUUUAUCGUGGACAAAAUCCCAUCAGCACCAGUAGUCCUUUCGUGUUACUAUUCGACUUCGGUUGCAAGAAUUACUGCACUGGACCCUGAGAGUCAAGUAUUUAGUAUUAAUCGACACCAGGAUCGCGAUUGCGAUUCCGCGAUCAUAGUUACGACACGGAUAACUCAGGAAAGCGUUCGGCAAAAUGUUGAUUUUGUCCUCGACCCUUGA
Messenger RNA from Enterobius vermicularis (human pinworm), 618 nucleotides. The record is from the annotation of a GenBank genome assembly. Lineage: Eukaryota; Metazoa; Nematoda; Chromadorea; Rhabditida; Oxyuridae.